Messenger RNA from Phragmites australis (common reed), 1835 nucleotides. Its product is annotated as RING-H2 finger protein ATL46-like. Bases 439 to 1653 code for a protein of 404 amino acids. The record is from RefSeq and is a predicted model, not a curated record. The transcript has a single exon. NCBI's taxonomy places the organism in Eukaryota, Viridiplantae, Streptophyta, Magnoliopsida, Poales, Poaceae.
AACCAACGAGCGCGGCGGCCGAAAGCGACGAGCACAGCCGCACCCCGCAAACACGCCCGAAUCCGAAAGCCACCGCGCGCACCAUUCGCUCGGCCGCCGUCGCUUUCGCCGUCCCAGCUCGUGCGCUCCCACCACACCCGGCUUCCCAUACAGCCUCGCCACGCGGCUCGCAACAGCGUCCGAUUUCCCUCAAAUCUUUACCCUCCUCUCCCCCUCCUCUCCCUUCCGCUGCUUCGCUUGCUCGCCCGCCCACCUGCUCCUGCCCGAGGGUUUCAGGUUUCUUGUUGCCUGGCGCUUUGUCCGCUUCCCGGGCCGCGUCGGAGCCCGCCGCUUUUAGGUGCGACUGCCGCAUCUUUUCCAGCCGGGAUCGCAUCUUUGGCCUGCGGGAUCCGAUGAGAUGCGGGGGCGGUCUCGCAAUCCGAGCUCGUAGCAGGAGGCAUGGCUGAAGUGGCGGCCUCUUCGUCCGGAUCCUUCGGCCCCAGCCGCCUCCAUGGCGCCGCCGUCAUCAGGGACUCGCUCCCGUACGGCAGCCUCGCCGCGCCUGCGCCACCGCCGCCGACGCCGGUGCAGGGUGCGCGUAGGGGAGGAGGAGGGAAGAUUAGCCCCGCGGUUCUGUUCAUCAUCGUGAUUCUAGCUGUGGUGUUCUUCAUCUCUGGCCUGCUCCACCUCCUGGUGCGUCUGCUCAUGAAGAAGCGGCACCGCCGCGGCAGAGGUGGUCCUGCAGCGGCGGCGGCGGCGCGGGGAGCUGGGGAGGCGGGGGCGGACGCGGCGCUACAGCGGCAGCUGCAGCAGCUGUUCCACCUCCACGACUCCGGGCUGGACCAGGCGUUCAUCGACGCGUUACCCGUGUUCGCGUACCGGGAGAUCGUCGCGGGCGGCUGCGGCGACGGGGACAAGGAGCCGUUCGACUGCGCGGUGUGCCUGUGCGAGUUCGACGCGGAGGACAGGCUCCGGCUGUUGCCGCUGUGCGGGCACGCCUUCCACCUCAAUUGCAUUGACACGUGGCUGCUCUCCAACUCGACGUGCCCGCUCUGCCGCGGGGUGCUCUUCGUCCCGGGGCUCAUGACCGAGGACAAUCCGAUGUUCGAUUUCGAGGAGAGGCUAGAGGAAGGGCGGUUGUCCGAAGAGUGUGACGACGGGUUCGGAUUGCCUGUGCAGAAGGCUUCAGGGGUGGCGCAGACGCCGGUGGCUGAGAAGAGGGUGUUCCCUGUGAGGCUUGGGAAGUUCAAGAAUGUCGGGACCCAGGGUGCCGUGGAAGGUGGCAAUGCCAAUGCUAGUGUGUUGAGUAGGGAUCAAGGGGAGAAUAGCAGCAGCAGCUUGGAUGGAAGGAGAUGCUUCUCCAUGGGUACCUAUCAGUAUGUUCUUGGCACUUCUGAGCUCCGGGUAGCUCUCCAGCCCGGCCGGAUUAGAAAUAGCACUGCUGGUGGUGGUGCAAUGAGAGGAAGGCCCACUGGGUUAAGUUCGAUCAAUGCCGACAUUAUGGAGGGAAAGAAGAUUUGCGCACGGAACAAAGGGGAGAGUUUCUCCAUGUCGAAGAUUUGGCAGUGGUCUAAUCUGAAGGGCAAGCUACCUGCUGGUUCGGAUGAUUGCUCGGAUGCAGGGAGCCUUACAUGGAUGAAGAGAGGAGGCGCCGGGGAUACAUCAAACAUUUGACUCUGUACUGGUGUAAUUUGAUAGUAGCUAAUGUUUUCUUUUAUUAAUGUUGCUCACUUAAUUUCUUACCUGUAGUCGUUUUUCUUGUCUAAUUUCAUGUGCUGAUUUUAAUUGGAAUGUGUUAAUCUCAUUGGGGGUAUAACGGUUGGUAGUCAUACCAGCUUCGUAUGUUGCACCAUGUA